ACUGUGACUUUUGAAGACGUGGCUGUGUACUUCUCCUGGGAGGAAUGGGAUCUCCUUGAUGAGGCUCAGAGAUGCCUGUACCGUGACGUGAUGCUGGAGAACUUGACACUUAUAACCUCCCUUGGUUGUUGGUGUGGAGCAGAGGAUGAGGCACCUGAACAGAGUGUUUCUGUAGAAAGAAUGUCACAGGUCAGGUUUUCCAAGGCAGGUCUGUCUUCCCAGAGGGCGCCCCCAUGUGAGAUGUGUAGCCCGAUCUUGAAAGACAUUUUGCACUUGGCUGAGAACCUGGAAACACGUCGUGGACAGAAGCUGUACAGGUUUGGCCCAUGUGGGAAGCAAUUAUGUUUCAAUGCAAACCUCCAUCAGCACCAGAAGCAGGACAUUGGAGGGAAACCCUUCGGAAUCAAUGUGAGCAGAGCGUUGGUUGUGAAUGAUUGCAAAUUCCACGUGUCUGGGAAGCCCUUUACUUGCAGGGAGGUUGGGAAGGGCUUCCUGGCCUUAUCAGGACACUUCCAGGUACAAACCACUCACACUGAAGAAAAGUCAAAUACCACGACCGAGUGUGGGGCAGCGUUUCAUAGACGAAAACCUCUUUACAACUCUGGAGAAUACAUGAAAGCUUUGAGCUGCAAACAUACACUUGUUCAGCGCCAAAGUGUCCUCACUAGAGAAAGAUGUUAUGUGUGCAGUGAAUGUGGGAAAUCGUUUAGCCAAAGUUACAGCCUUAUUAGACACUGGAGAGUUCACUCAGGAGAAAGGCCUUAUAAGUGCGGGGAGUGUGGGAAAUCCUUUAGUAAAAGCUAUACCCUCAAUAAUCACCAGAGAGUUCACACUGGAGAAAGGCCUUAUGAAUGUGGGAAAUGUGGGAAAACCUUUACCCAUAGCUCUAACCUCAUGAAACACCAGAGAGUUCACACUGCAGAAAGGCCUUAUGAAUGCAAGGAAUGUGGGAAAUCUUUUACCUACAGGUCUAUUCUCUUGGAACACCAGAGAGUUCACACUGGAGAAAGGCCUUAUGAGUGCAGCGAGUGUGGGAAAUCAUUUAGCCAAAGGUCCCACCUCAAUAACCAUGGGAGAAUUCACACUGGAGAAAGGCCAUAUGAAUGCUGUGAAUGUGAGAAAUCCUUUAGCCAUAGCUCUAGCCUCAUUAAACACCAGAUAGUUCACACUGGGGAAAGGCCCUAUGAGUGUGGAGAAUGUGGAAAAUCCUUUUACCAAAAUUCUGGCCUCAUUCAACACCAGAGAGUUCACACUGGAGUAAGGCCUUAUGAGUGUGAUGAAUGUGGAAAAUUGUUUAGUAACAAGUCCAACCUCAAUAAACAUUGGAGAGUUCACACUGGAGAAAGGCCUUAUGAGUGUAGUGAAUGUGGGAAAUCUUUUAGUCAGAGCUCCAGUCUCAUUCAACACCAGAAAGUACACACUAGAUAAAGGCCUUAUGAGUCAUGCUAUGAACCGAACAUUUAUGUUCCCCAAAAUUCCUAUGUCAAAACCCUAUCCUCAUUAGGGUAGUAUUAGGUACCACAUUAGUGGUGGUAUUAGGAAGGGACGUCUUUGGGAGGUAAUUAGGGUUAGAAUAGGUUGUAGACUAGAGCCCUCAUAGAUAGGAUUAGUGUUCUAGGAAGAGUCCUGAGAGAGCUUGCUUUGUCUGUCUCCCAUGUGAGGACCCUUUGAGAAGAUUGUCAUCUAUGAAUGGGGAAGUAGGUCCUCAUCAGACACAAAGCCUGACCACGUGGGAACUGUGAUGUCAGAUCUCCAGCCUCCACAAUUGAGAAAUAAGUUUCUGUUGUUUAUAAGCCACCCAGUUUAUUAUAGUUUGUUAUAGCAGCCUGAGCUAAGACAAAUGUGGAGAAUAUGGGUAAUGGUUUAGCCAAAGAUACAGUCUCAUAAAAAUCAGAGAAUUCACACUGGAGCAAAGCCUUAUGAGUGGGUGAAUGUCGCAAUUCCUUUAGCCAGUCAUCUGUCUUCAUUCCACACUUCAGAGUUCACACUGCAGAAAGGCUUUAACAUAACAGAACGUGAUAUUUGCUUGCUUAGUGUAAUUACACUGGAGGAGAACGUUCGUUCAUCUGAAUGUCCAUAGUGGAUUGGUUUCCCAUAAGUUCCAGCUAUUUGGAGAACUUCCACAAACUACAUUGUGCUUUCCAACUUGCCCAGAGUCCUUGCUAGCUUUAAGUCACUGCCAGUUUCUGUGGCAGAAGUCAUUCACCUAUGCCGCCUGGCAGGGCCCCACAGUGUACAUCUGUUACCACCUCAACAUGCUUAGUGAAGCUGAUCUCUGCUCUCAUUUGUUGAUUGAAAUGGGUAAGUGGUACCCUCAGGAGAUCCCCAUUUCGCUCUAAGUUAGGGCAUAGAUUUGACCCGUUGUUGGCCCAGAGUACCCGAGCUGAGUUCUGGGUGGUAUCUUGCAGAGAAAGACUACGUCUCUUAGAGACGUUGGUCUCAUGUGAUGCUUGUGAUAAAUCUUUGCAGUUUCCAAGUCGCCAACCCAGCAAUUUUGCACCACACAUUGCUCGGGUUCAUGCAAUAAUAAAAGCCUUUUUGUUAGAUUACCUUUAAUCUUGGGUGUUCUAUUCAUCCUGAGGGGUGGUUUGAAGCGAGAGUUGGGCUCUACCACCGUGAAAGGGGUGAACGAAUUUCACUGGGUCUGUAUCAAACCAAUACACAAUCCACACUGAUUUGAAAUUGCUCACACACUAAUCCGAAGGGCCUAAUGCCCUGUACAAAUCUAAAUUCACAAAAAUAUCAGUCCACCCUGUGGUUCUAAAUCGCUUACAACUUUCAUCACAAUCAAUCAUAUUUUCUGAGUAUUUUUUCCUUUGACACACAUUCUUUUACACCAUAGUUUAAUGACCAGUUUAAGCAACCAUAUUCCUAAUAUUAGCAAAAGCGUAGUAAAGAAGUCUUUAAUGUAAUGCCAUAUCCAGUCACCAAAAGACCAGAAAUUAAGUUUCUUAAGCCGCUCAGUUAAACUUCCUUGGCGAUUGCAUUUCCGUGUAAAAGCCAUUUAUAAAGCCCCAGGGGUUACAAGCUUGGAUAGCAUUGUUAGGCAUUACCUAAGAAUUUAAAACUGUCAUAACUUUAGGAAAAGCAUGUUGUUGUUCAAUUCCUGCAAAGUUAUGUUGACUAUUAGUCUCAUCUUCUAGAUGUUCUUUUACUUGUCUUAAGUUUUCUAAUGUAUGAUUUACAUUUAUUUUAGGAGGUUCAAUGUGGAGUAUUUGUGCUGUUAUUCUAAUGGUUCCUUUAUCUUCUAUUGACCUCGAGUAAUAUCUUUUUCCAUCUUUUGUUAGAUUCAUUGCCUGUUCUAGUUUUACACAUCCCAUCAUGUGUUGUGUUCCUUAUUUUCCCUUGACCUUGAUAGGGUAGGGUAAGGUUUGGCUUAGAGCUUACUAUCAUGGUCCAGUUUCACAUAUUAUAUGUAACUGGUUGAGGAGGCAUCAAGGCUAUAAUCAUGGGUACUUGAACCAAUGAAUAUAUAGGUAUAUUCAAAGGUCUAGCAGUAAUAAGGGUAUUUUGAUUCCAUUCCACUAACACAUCCUUAGGAACAUGUUUUCCUUCUAUCAUAAGGGGGCUUUCUGUGGCCUGUAGGCUCCACUCUCCCUUUUGAUAUUGGGGAACCACAAAAGUGUAGUAACCCAUUGUCAUAUUUCCUCUUUAAGUGCCAAUAUUUUAAUUUCACAGUUGCCCAAGGAAUCACAGCUAUUAGGAUGUAGGGUAUCUACUCUAGUUCUAGUUGGAUUGUCUGUUAUCUCAGGCUAGCAGUAUUGACCUGAGAUCAUAGCUGUCUAAGAGUGUUCCAUGUAUCAACCAAUCUUAACUGCAACAAUCUACACUUAAAAGAAACAUCUUUUGGGGGCCGGCCUGGUGGUGCAGCAGUUAAGUGCACAUGUUCCGCUUGGGCAGCCCGGGGGUUCACUGAUUCCG
Molecule: messenger RNA, 3921 nt
Organism: Equus quagga
Lineage: Eukaryota; Metazoa; Chordata; Mammalia; Perissodactyla; Equidae
Product: zinc finger protein 211-like
Exons: 2
Coding region: 91-1428 (445 amino acids)
Biological process (GO): regulation of transcription by RNA polymerase II
Molecular function (GO): DNA-binding transcription factor activity; RNA polymerase II cis-regulatory region sequence-specific DNA binding
Source: RefSeq, a predicted model, not a curated record